Molecule: messenger RNA, 3966 nt
Organism: Mytilus californianus (California mussel)
Lineage: Eukaryota; Metazoa; Mollusca; Bivalvia; Mytilida; Mytilidae
Exons: 22
Coding region: 46-3711 (1221 amino acids)
Biological process (GO): G protein-coupled receptor signaling pathway; cell surface receptor signaling pathway
Cellular component (GO): membrane
Molecular function (GO): G protein-coupled receptor activity
Source: RefSeq, a predicted model, not a curated record
GUUGAUACAUAUCGGUCCCCAUGUAAAUUAAGCGUGGGACAAUUGAUGCAGGAUUUUAUUCAGUUCCAAUUGAUGAAAAUGUUUUUAAUCAGUUUAUUAUUAUUGUUAGUAGAAGUUAAAGCUCAAUACUGUCCAAGUACAUGGGAUAAAGUCUACAGAUCACAUAGUGGGUUUGGAGUAUGUGUUAAACGUCUACCGAGAGCCGUCACUUGGAAGGAAGGAGAACAAAUGUGUAAAGAUUUGAUUGGUACACCCUUGGCAUGGAAUGAAACUUUAUCAUAUGAAACACAAACCCAGAGAAUAUUUACAUUUACAGAGAAAGAGAUUUGGAGUUCAUUGGUACUGAAGAACAAGAAGUUAUUUCAUAGUGGAGCACCGAUGACAACUAUCGGACUGUCCCCUUUUAACGCUCCUAACUCACAGUCAAUAGACAUACAGUGGGAUGCUGACCAACCAAAUUUGAACUCAGGAGAAUGUGUCGGUAUCAAUUCAAACAAAACUGCACGUUUUAGUUCAUGUAGUGAGCAAAAGUUCAUGUACUGUCAAAGAUACCUUGUUAAACCCACAGUUAGUCAAAUAUCAAGAUUCUGUCCUGAUAGCUUCAUUGGAAAUAUUUACUGGGAGUCAUGUUACAAAUUUAUCAACGAACCUUCAACCUUCUUCGAGGCAAAGUCGAGUUGCCAGUCAAGAGGAGAAACACUAGUGAAUGUACCGGAGAACAUUCUAGAAAAUAAGACUUCAUCCGAUUACAGUUUCCUGGUAGCUGCAGAAGAGUAUUAUUACAGUAAUUUGUUUGCCAAUUCCGAAAUUUUUAUGAUGGAUUUUUGGUAUAAAGGUUCUUUGGUUGCCUCAAACACUUGUGAUAAACUCACUUAUUCUGACGGAGGCACAAUAAGCUCAACUGAAGACUGCAAUACGAAAUUGCCGUACAUGUGUGAAGUAAAAGGAAAGGUUGACACAGACAAUCAGAUGUCCAUAAGUAUAAGUGUGAUACCCUUGUCGGAUGACAGAAUUAUGCACACGUUAUGUAAUCUUUCAAGACCAUUAUUACCAGGAGAGAAUUUAUAUAUUUCCAUUAAUUAUAAACCCAUUGCUAGAGAUCGUAUAUUUGCGGUGGACGGUACAGGAUUACAAUAUGCAGGCGACCUCACCUCUAUUUACCCACGCGUGCGUCGUAAUGGAAUUCAUCUAUGUAAAGUCACAGGGUUACAUAACAAACAAAAAUGGUCGGCAGAAUUUUUGUAUCAGGAACCAGUGACAAAGUCAAUUUUGUUUAUGGGAUCAAUAGACUACUCUCCGUCCAUGUCAUCAACUGAAAUUGUUAAGUAUAAUUUAGCAACAGAACCUGAGCUGCCAAUACCACAGACUUUAACUUUUUUUUCACCAACUGACAAUUUACGCAGAGAGUGGAUGAAUACAGUUCAAUCUUUGGGAGAAAGUCCAACUGGAUACUAUAGUACAAGGGUUGUUGGUUUCAGUGAAAGUGGAAAUUCGAUGAAUUUUGAGAUCAUGCUUCAACUUUAUAAACCAUACUCGAUAACUUUGGAACAAAGAACACUUUCCGAUCUAAGGGAAAGAGUCGUGCGCUAUUUUCAGGAAGGUGACAGAACAAGACGUCGUAGAGAAGUCUCAUCAAGUUACAGUUUUGUUCCAUCUUCGCUAAUAAUUCAAAGCACACAAUUUUGUGGGGGACAGGUAUUUAUACCCGAUUUUGGCACCACAAUAGAAUUUCUACCAGUAAAGUUUGGAUCAAUGGCUUUAUCUUCAGAAAUUUGCAUAACAGAUAAGCAAUCUCUUGCUACAGCCAGAUGUAUUGGUGGUAUUGGCAUUACAACAAAAAUUGUUGAUAUAAAGGUCAACCAAAAAUGUUUAUUUGGAGAUCUUUCAACGUCUGCAGUCACAGAUACUCUCAAGAAUUUGACUGAAGUUUAUAUUGACGAAAACACAGUAAACAAAGUUCUAGAAACUGUAAACAAUUUGACUUCUGACCCAACUCUACUUACGAGCAUUGAUAUCAUAAACACUGCUGAGAUAUUACUGAAGGCAUCUAAUGUUUCAAAAUUGAAUGAAAGGGCUUUGACAGACAUCCUUGAUACAAUAAAUAAUGUUCUAAGUGUCGAACCAGAAAAAAUUAAACUUGCCCAAGAAGAUGGCAGUGCAACAAACAGAAUAUUAGAAGUUAUCAACAUCAUUCCCCGUUUUCUUGAUUUACAAGGACAGCCUGGAAUUAGAUUAUUGAGGGAAAAUAUACUGAUGGAGGUGUACGAUAUAUCUGCACUAUCUUCCACAGUCGUUGGUAUACAGAUCGAAGGAGGAGGUUCUCCGGUGGCAUUGACCAACAGUACCAUACAGAACUUGGUAAACGGAUCACAUGUUAAUUUAGAGACAGUUGAUGCUGCUAUUAUUCUCCCAGUUGAUUUAAUAGAAAAGUUUCAUAAUUCCACAAGAAUAUCUUACAAUAUAUACAGAAAUUGGAAUUUGUUUUCUGUACGGUCAGAUGUCCGACAGUACUUACCAAACAGCAGAGUUAUUGCGUCUAGUAUAUUUAUAGAUGGGAUUCCUGUUCUUUCUCUCGGUGAUUACGAAGUUCAGACUCUAUUUUAUCCGACUGCGGACACCGAAUCUUCUUUAUGUGGAUAUUGGAACUACGACAUCCAUGAUACAUCUGGUGGAUGGGCAACCGACGGUUGUCAGUUGAAUAAAACAGAAUAUGGACGAUAUGUUUGUGUUUGUGAUCAUUUGACUAACUUUGCAGUGAUUGUGAAUAUUGGUGGCCAAGAUAAUUUAGUGGAUUCUCUAGCCAUGCACAUUAUAUCUUGGAUUGGCCUCAUACUUUCCAUCGUUGGAUUAUCUCUUACUAUAGUUUCAUUCAUUGUUUUUAAACACCUACGUAAAGGCAGAGCACAACAAACUCUUUUCAACCUUGCUUUAUCAUUGCUCUGUUUUUUAAUAAUAUUCAUAGUGGGAAUUGGACAAACUCAUGACUUAAAAGGGUGUUUAGCAGUUGCUGUGUUACUUCAUUAUUUCAUUCUUGUUGCAUUCAUGUGGAUGUUGAUGGAAGGAAUUCUCCAAUAUUUGAGAUUUGUAAAAGUUCUUGGAACCUAUAUUCCAAACUUUAUCCUUAAAACAGCUGUUCCUGCAUGGGGUAUUCCAUUGAUACCUGUGAUCAUCGUUUUAGCUUAUGAUCAUGAAUUGUAUAUUGGUGGAAACAAGGCGUGUUGGAUGGCGCUUCAUGCAUUCUAUUAUGCAUUUAUAAUACCAGUUGGGAUUAUAAUUUUGGCCAAUAUUAUCAUUUUUAUUAUGAUUCUGAAAAACUUAUGGGGCCGAUCAAAGGGACUUCAGUCAAAUCAGUCAGAGAAGAAGAGAGCAAUGAUGAAUCUUCGUGCUUCAUUGACAGUACUAAUUCUUCUAGGAUUAACAUGGAUUUUUGGAUUUUUUACCAUAGAAAAAGCUAGCAUAGUCUUCCAGUACAUUUUUACUAUUUUGAAUGUCUUUCAAGGAUUCCUCAUUUUCAUUCUUUUCACUGCUAGAGAAAAGAGAGUUCGUCAAUAUUGGCAGAAACUUUGUUGUAAACGAAAACCAAAAGAAAAAUAUCUGCAGUGUGACACAAAUACUGACCGCAAUAGAAGCAAAGAUCAAAUCUUAACAAGCAGCACAAAUGACAAUACAAAGUCCAGCGGAGAAGAUCAAAAUACUAGUAGUGGUAUUUAAAUUUCAAGGAUUAUACAUUAAACUAAUUCGAAAAUUAUGGACACACUCCAUUUGCGAAAGAAGAAAAAAUUGACUUGAGACGCAGUAGGGUAUGAUAUUUUUUCUUGGCGAAAGAGAACUACCUCAACAUUCCAAGACAACUUUUUUUAGUUCAUAUGAUGGAUUGUGGUAUUUAUAGUGUUUUACUGAAACAUAAAGCAUGAUGUAUUAUAUGAUUUGUAAUUUUUUUUAAAUUUAAAAUUUUAUUAUUCUGAA